This is a messenger RNA of Gordionus sp. m RMFG-2023, 1488 nucleotides long. RefSeq lists its product as uncharacterized. Lineage: Eukaryota; Metazoa; Nematomorpha; Gordioida; Chordodea; Parachordodidae. The transcript is spliced from 9 exons. The coding region runs from base 266 to 1399 and encodes 377 amino acids. The record is from RefSeq and is a predicted model, not a curated record.
AAAAAGUUAUAAUACUUUCUUUAAAAUUUUUUUAUCAUAUGCAAAUUCAUACUGUUAAAACAUAACAAGUCACAAUAUUUCUCUCUGCGCCAAGCUUUAUAUAGACAAAUCAAAAGCCGUGUAUUAUAGUGUAGAUGGUAAGGGUUUAUACGAAAUAAGAUCCGCGAAUGUCGGUAAGAAACUAUCUUCAUUUGGCACGAUUGUAGAUAAGCAAGAAGAAAUAUCCAAAUUUAGACAAAACAAUGAAACAUACGACGCGAAAAAAAUGCGAAAUCUUAAAAUUGUUAUGACAACUUUGAAGCAUCGCUUUCCAAAUAUAUAUUAUAGGAUAGAGAGUAACUUAAAUUUUAAGAUCAAGCGCAACCAAUCAGUCAAAGUGUGCGGAUUAAGCCUUAUGGGUAAUGAUGUUAGGCUAAAUACACGCUGCAUAAUUUGUCACAAUUUGACCUCUUUAUUUGCAAAAAGAACUAAUUUAAAUGAGAUUGAAAUUUCGCAAAUGGAUAAAUAUGUUGAAAUUAGAAGGAAAUACGAUGAACUGACAACCAUUAUUAUACUUGAGGAUAUAAGCUAUCUGACGCAUGUCACAAUAGGUACAAAUGAUUCAGAAAAUGUUCGAAAAAAUCUUUAUAUGCCUAACAGUUUCCAUGAGCUAAAGGUUUAUUUAGAGGACUGCAAUAAAGAAACCAAACCAUUAAAAAACGAAAUGCGUAAAUCUAAUAACAAAAGAGCAAGAUCUUUUGACAGGAGGAUAAAAUAUCCAGAUUAUACGUUCGAUCAUGUUCUUAAUUUAACCAUAGCCUUUGACGCGAGGACUCUUUGCAAAUAUUGCCAAAAAUUAGGGAUUUACAAUGUCGGAAGAUUUUUUAAUGAAUAUUAUCCAAAAAAACCAAAUCCUAUCAACUUAAAGAAUAUAUUAUUAAAUUAUACUGGUGAUGUGUUCGGCGAGUUUGAAGGUUAUUUUAUUAAGGAAACAUCUUUCAACCCAAACGAAGAAAAUAAAACAAUUAUGAACAUUUUUUUACAGGACGAUAUUGAAAAUAUCCAUAAUAUUGUUUGGGGUAAAAAUAAUUACAGUCUGAUAAUCAACCACGAAGCUUCUUUGACCCUUACUACUGAAAAAUUUGAUGAAAAAUGUGAAAUGGAAUUAAUCAAUUUGCGGCCAUCGACGAUUUUACGUACAACUCUUCCUUGUCCCGAUCUUUCUCCGUUGACUUUAACUCAAAGAAAGGAUGGUGUAUUGGUUCAUUAUAUUAAUCCUAUCAAUAACAAGAGGGCCGGCUUGUUGUAUAAAGAUCAUCUUUUACUAAGAAUCGAUUGCUCUGGCAGAAAAAUUGACUUAAACUUAAACUCUGAACAAGGACCAGAUAUUGUAUUGAGCAAAAGACUUCAGAGAUGCUAGUCACCCGAUGAAGGCAUUAUCUUUCCUUAUUUAUAAAACACGAGAUUAACUCGAUCAAAAUUUAGCAAAAAUGAAAAUUAAUUUUUAAA